AUGAAGGGGUUCACACAAAAGGAUGCUAAUACGGACGAUAAAGAGGAUGUCGAUACGGACGAUAAAGAGGGUGCCAAUACGGUCGAUAAAGAGGGUGCCAAUACAAACGAUAAAGAGGGUGCCAAUUCAAAUGAUAAAGAGGGUGCCAAUACGGACGAUAAGGAGGUUGCCAAUACGGACGAUAAAGAGGGUGCCAAUACGGACGAUAAAGAGGGUGCCAAUACGGACAAUAAAGAGGGUGCCAAUACGGAUGAUAAAGAGGGUGCCAAUACGGACGAUGAAGAGGGUGCCAAUACGUACGAUAGAGAGGGUGCCAAUACGGACGAUAAAGAGGGUGCCAAUACGGACGAUAAAGAGGGUACCAAUGCGGACGAUAAAGAGGGUGUCAAUACGGACGAUAAAGUGGAUGCUUAUACGGACGAUUAA
Molecule: messenger RNA, 426 nt
Organism: Dreissena polymorpha
Lineage: Eukaryota; Metazoa; Mollusca; Bivalvia; Myida; Dreissenidae
Product: S-antigen protein-like
Exons: 2
Coding region: 1-426 (141 amino acids)
Source: RefSeq, a predicted model, not a curated record